UGGAAGCUGCCACCAGGAGCCGCUGCCAUGUCGGGGAAAUUCGAGAUUACGAACAUGGACAUGAAGUUGGGGGCAACCCUGAAGAUCAAGGGCAAGGUUGCCAACGAUGCCGAUGGCUUUAUGAUUAAUCUGGGACAGGGGCCUGAGAAGAUAGACCUGCACUUCAACCCACGCUUCAGAGAGUCCACCAUCGUCUGCAACUCACGGGAUGGCAACUGGGGGCGGGAGCAGCGGGAAAAUCACCUAUGCUUUGGCCCAGGGUCAGAGGUCAAGCUCACAGUGGACUUUGACAGCGAUGAAUUCAAGGUGAAGCUGCAAGAUGGGUACCGGUUUACCUUUCCUACAAGGCUGGGUUCUAGCCACCUGAGCUACCUGAGUGUGCAGGGUGGGCUCAGCAUCUCCUCCUUCGAGUUCGAGUGAGUGGGCAGCACCCUGCAGGAUAGAAGACCCCUGCCAGACCCCGUACCCCAAGUCUUCCUGAGCCACACAAGGACUGGCAGCCUGGGGGUCCUGGCUCUAUUCCCCAACCCGUCCACUUGCAGUUCCUGUCCCUCUGGCCCCAUU
Molecule: messenger RNA, 564 nt
Organism: Choloepus didactylus (southern two-toed sloth)
Lineage: Eukaryota; Metazoa; Chordata; Mammalia; Pilosa; Megalonychidae
Gene: LGALS2
Product: galectin 2
Exons: 4
Coding region: 28-420 (130 amino acids)
Molecular function (GO): carbohydrate binding
Source: RefSeq, a predicted model, not a curated record